UCUGUAGUGUGGAUCAGGCUCUUAGCACUCUGGCCAUGAGAAAGUUUUGUGAAGAUAAGGUCUCUUCAUCACUUCAUCCAUCCCAGCGCAGAUAUAUCAAUUACUUUGGAGGUUUGCUGUCUAGCACCAUAAAGAUCAGCAGUGAUAUGUUGUCCCUGCAGUGUGUUUUACUGCCAAUCAUUCCUACACUGCAAACAGAUGGGGGAUUCUGCCCUUUUCUGAAGAUCUACCAAUCCAUGCAGCUGGUCUACACCUCUGGGAUCUACCUAGCAGAUGGCAAAAGUCAGAGGCGACAACUGUGCAUAAGUCUGGAGCCAGCCUUGUUGCUUAAAGGUGAUAUCAUGGUGAAAUGUUAUCACAAGCGUUGCAAGCCUCAUGAGAGAGAAGUGCUCUUCAGACUUCAGUUCCAUACAUGCACCAUUCACAACACACAUCUGUGCUUCAGCAAGGACCAGCUGGACUGUGCUUGCACAGAUGGAAGAUUCCCGGAAGAUGCAGUUGUUGAGCUGAUCUUUUCCUCUGCACAGGACAAGGGAAAAGGGCGAGAUGUAAUCCGGAAGGAUCCCAGCAUU
Molecule: messenger RNA, 572 nt
Organism: Staurois parvus
Lineage: Eukaryota; Metazoa; Chordata; Amphibia; Anura; Ranidae
Source: the annotation of a GenBank genome assembly